This is a messenger RNA of Dermacentor andersoni, 1703 nucleotides long. RefSeq names its product phospholipid scramblase 1-like. Gene Ontology annotation, cellular component: plasma membrane. Gene Ontology annotation, molecular function: phospholipid scramblase activity. Gene Ontology annotation, biological process: plasma membrane phospholipid scrambling. The record is from RefSeq and is a predicted model, not a curated record. Lineage: Eukaryota; Metazoa; Arthropoda; Arachnida; Ixodida; Ixodidae.
GACACCGCGGUGCUUAUCGCCUACCGCUGUAUGCCCUCAAACCGGCACUCUCGCGUUUUCCUGCUGUACGACCAAGACUGAGGAGAGCAGCGCGCCUGAUCUACUGCGGCAGCAACCAUGAUGAACCCGGCGCACAUACCGCCAGGCCUCGAGUACCUUGGCAUGGUCGACCAGAUCAUCAUCAAGCAGAAAGUGCAGCUGCUGGAAGUGUUCACGGGCUUUGAGACGGCGAACAAGUACGCUAUCAAAAACAGCAUGGGCCAAGACAUUUUCUACGCCGUUGAAGACACCGACUGCUGCACCCGCAACUGCUGCGGCCCUAUCCGGCCGUUCGGCAUUAAGGUGCUGGACAACUUCAAGCGCGAGGUCAUGUACAUCGAACGGCCGCUACGAUGUGACAGCUGCUGGUUCCCCUGCUGCCUACAGACCAUGGAGGUGAUGGCGCCGCCGGGAACGACCAUCGGUUACGUGGUGCAGGAGUGGAGCAUCAUCUACCCGCGGUUCCGCAUCGAGAACUCUAUGCACGAGACGGUGCUGCGCAUCGAGGGGCCUGCCUGUCGCUGGAACUGUUGCUGCGGAGACGUCGUGUUCCACGUCCUUUCAAAGGAUGGUCAGACGCAAGUCGGGAAGAUUUCUAAGCAGUGGUCCGGUCUAUUAAAGGAGGCCUUCACGGACGCAGAAAACUUCGGUAUCUCGUUCCCAAUGGACAUGGACACGAGCAUCAAGGGAGUGCUCAUUGGCGCAGCCUUCCUAAUCGACUUCAUGUUCUUCGAGAAGCAGGCCAAUCAAGAACAAGAUUGCUUUGGAAUGUUUUAAAAGGAGCCACAUGAAACGUGUUGAAGUGAAAGGAUAAUCGCGCGCUGGGCUUCUUCUUUCGUUUUCAUGUAGCAAUUGAGCAAACUGUGAUUGCCAUGCGACAGCUAAAUGCACGCACAUCGACACGGAGUAUUUCUCGCGCAGAUAGUUUCAGCAUUUCGCGCAGUCUCUAUAGUGAAUAGCUGCGUUUACGUGAAUGCGACAGUAGCGUGGAGCAUUGCUCGCCGCACUACGCGACCGUGUUCGCAUCUGGCGCAUCCACCUUCCUGCGCAGCAAGCCGGAACCGGUUUCCAGCGAGCGCAUUUCGCGGGUGAGCGGAGGAGGUCAAAAGGAGGCAUGCGGAGGCAGCCGUCUGACUCCUUUCUCUCUCCCUCGAUGCGAUAAGCUUGCGUUUGCGGGCACCGCGUGAGACGAUUCGACCUACCCUCUCCUGGCGCGUUAAUGCGAUUCGCCUUCGCAGCGUAUUACCGACAUUUAUACAUGAAUGCGACGAACUAGAAAUUAGAUGCGAUUCGCGCCGCUGUCUCAUUCAUAUAAACGCCGCCUUUUGCGAUGCAUUGUGGCGCCAUCGUGCGGUGGCCACGAGAAACAAUUUGGCAGGCGCCGCGACAGCCGCCCCACGCGAGACUCGCGGCCAAACAAGCAACGUGUGAGACAAGACCGAAACAACGUGUACGCGCCGUCAUAUUUUGUCAUCGUCAGCUAGCCAUCGAGCCCGCUGGUGAUUGCUUUGUACCCGGAGGUUUCUUCAGCGUGACGAACGGCUGGAAGAAGAGCUUCGGCAGCCCUUUACAAGCUCCUCCUUGGCCUGAAACCGUUGCACCUGUGGCGUAAAGUGAAUAAGUAAUAAAACAGUAUGAGUACGCACAAAAAUGCAUGACUCGAA